Molecule: messenger RNA, 2178 nt
Organism: Alnus glutinosa
Lineage: Eukaryota; Viridiplantae; Streptophyta; Magnoliopsida; Fagales; Betulaceae
Exons: 2
Coding region: 1-2178 (725 amino acids)
Molecular function (GO): RNA-DNA hybrid ribonuclease activity; nucleic acid binding
Source: RefSeq, a predicted model, not a curated record
AUGCGUUGUGUUAGCACAGUGACCUACGCGGUUCUGGUUAAUGGCUCUCCCUGUGGUAAAAUUGUUCCUUCUAGAGGCCUUAGGCAGGGGGACCCCCUGUCCCCCUACCUCUUCCUCUUGGUGGUAGAGGGCCUUAGUGCAAUGUUAGUCAAGGCGGAGCACGACCGUCUGCUCACAGGAGUCCCGAUCUCAGUGAGGGGGGUGCACCUAACCCACCUUUUCUUCGCAGAUGACAGCCUGCUCUUUUGUAGGGCAAAUUCUGAUGAGUGGGGUAAUCUAAUGAAGGUGUUGGAGGCCUAUGAAGCAGCUUCGGGUCAGAAGAUCAAUAUAGAAAAAUCCUCCAUAUUUUUCAGCAGUAACACGGGUGCGGAAUUCAGAGCCUUAAUCUCUGCAGCUGGUUUCGCUCCCUCUUCCUGCUUUGAGAAGUAUCUGGGGCUCCCUAUCUUAGUGGGGCGGUCUAAGAUGAGAUCUUUUGAGGGGAUCCUAAGCCGGGUGCGUAAGAAAGUGGACGGUUGGAAGGAGAAAUUUCUGUCUCAGGCGGGGAAGGAAAUCCUGAUCAAAGCAGUAGUUCAGGCAAUUCCGAUGUAUAGUAUGAACAUUUUCCAAUUACCAAAAAAAUUAUGCUCCAACCUUAACUCCAUUAUGAGUCGGUUCUGGUGGGGGAGAUCAGAGGGGGUAAAAGGAUUGACCUGGAUGAGUUGGAGUCGUUUGGGGGUUCCUAAGGAGAAAGGGGGGAUGGGUUUUAGAGAUUUGGAGAUCUUUAAUCGGGCCUUGCUUGCCAAGCAAGGUUGGAGAUUGUUUAAAUUCCCUGAGUCUCUGGUUGCUAGAGUGAUGAAAGCCAAAUAUUACCCGAACGGGGACCUUUUCUCAGCUCAUCUAGGGAGUCGGCCUUCCUUCGCGUGGAGAAGCAUUUUCCAAGCUAGAAGGAUUGUGGAAGAUGGGUUACUUUGGAGGAUUGGAGAUGGGGAAACGGUGAGGAUUUGGAAGGAUAAGUGGCUCUCGACCCCCUUAACCUCUCCAACCCCUUCCUCUCAUCAUAGGUUGGAUGCUAAUGCUAAGGUGAGCAACCUCAUUGACAGGACCUCUGGUUGGUGGAAUAUUCAGCUUCUUCAAGGCACUUUCAGGGAGGAUGAAAUCGCCCGGAUCUGCCGUAUUUGCCCGAGUCCGUUCCUAGCUCCGGAUACUCCGAUCUGGCAGGGUACUACUAAUGGUCAGUUCUCGGUUAAAAGUGCCUAUCUAUUGGAGCAGAGUCGGAAUAAUCAAUCCAGGGGAGAGAGCUCGGGCGCGGGCGAGGAGGUUAAAUUUUGGCAAAAGUUGUGGAGAGUGGAAGCUCCGGGGGUGAUCAAAAACUUUCUGUGGAGAAUGGGAAACAACCUCCUCCCAACAAAACUGAACCUUUUCAACAAGAAGGUAGUUCCUGUUCCGACUUGUCCCAUCUGUGCCCAAGAUCCGGAAGAAGCUAUUCACAUCCUAUGGAAGUGCAAAUCAGCAAUGGCAGUUUGGCAAGAAUGUGGUAAGAAAAUUCAAAAGAUGACGGUCGAGCAAGUGGAUGGUAAGGGUCUGAUCCAAUUUUUGAUGGGUAAACUGGAUGGGGAGGAGUUGCUUCUAGCUUUGGUGGUGCUCCGGCUGAUUUGGUUGAGAAGGAACGCCUUUGUGUUUGAGAAGGCGUUCUCCCCCCCUGAGAGGAUUGUCUUUGAUGCCCAUAGAAUGGUGAGGGAGUUCUCCUCUGCUAUCUCCUUAGCUAACAGAACAGGUAUCGGGGUGCUUUCCAGGAAUGACAGAAGUGAGUUUGUAGCUGCUCAAACUAAGUUUUUUCCCUCCCUGCUGAACCCUGCUCAGGCUUCAGCUUUAGGGGCAUGGUUGGCGGCUAAGAUGGGUGGGGAGUUGGGUGCAUCCUACGUGCACCUGGAAGGUGAUAGGAGGGAGGUGAUAAAUGCUUUGACGAGGGGUGGGUCAAGUGAUAGCAGCUUUGGACAUUUGAUUGAGGAUGCCAACCUUAGGAUCCAAAGUCUGUCUAAAGUUGAUAUUCACUUUGUUAGUAAACAAACAAAUGACGCUGCUGUUAGCUUGGCUAAUUUGGCUUGUUCACAGUUUUUAGAAGGUCUUUGGGUGGGGGUUUGUCCUCCCCUGAUUUGGAAUGUAUUAUCAAAAAGGGUUUCCCCUGUAGUUGAAUGCUGA